CGAGUACUCUUCAGAUAUCGGAACUAACCUACUCGGUAACGUUUUCUUUCUCGAUCUGCAAUGCUGGGUGGCGGUAACUGUUCUUGGACGCAGCUGCGCCCGGGCGUCAUGCUGAUGGCGCUGCUAACUCUAUCCUUAUUAUUUGCUAUACCAAUAUUACGCGAACAGACUCUGCAGCUGCAUGACAAAAUACCGCUUUCCAAGCGUCUUGAAGAUGCUGGGAGGGUUGCGCUUGUUGUUCUAGGCCGCGCGGAUGCCUACGAGGUCUGGCUGGACCUUUAUCUGAACAUGAGCACCUAUCCAUCCGUGGACUUGUACUACGGCACUUACGAUAAGCCUGUAAGGAAUUGCUCUGAUACUCGCCAGCAGCAGGUUCGCAAGAUCUUCUGUACCUUCCUGUCUAACACGACUUGGACAGUGGGGCGUAAUGCGUUGGCAAGGGCCGUUUUUAGGCAACAAAAAGCGAUGGAUACAGUUUACAAAUACUGGUUUUUCGUGGACGAGGACGCUUGGCCCUCCAAGUGUGCACUGUGCGAGGGCCGCGACGACCUCCACAGCUGCUGCUUCGACAUAUUCAUCGAGUACCUGCUGAGGGACACCGUCAACCAUGCGUCAGUUGGUUUUGCUUCCGUUGCUGUACAGCCCGAGUUCCGCUCGCCAAGCGGGCAGCUGUACUUUGGGGCUCCCUUCACUCAGCUUUUCCACGAUUGCGUUGACUCCCAGAUCCAGGCUUUCCAUAUGCAAGCUGUGCCUCUGUUUAUCCCGUACUUUGACCAACUUGAAGACACAAGCUGGUGGGAGAGCCAAGCAUUCCAGUUCUACAUAGCAGCUGGGUGCGUGCCGGGGGCUACCAUUCUGCUCGGAGGCUUCUCAUACGUCAACGAGCACUACGGACACCCUGAUGGGCGAGUCAAGGUUGAGGUUGAGGAGGCCAUCUUGCAGAAAACUGUACCGGGCAUUUACGAUAUGCUUCCGCACUUCGGCAACUCCUCCCAGACCGGCAUCCAGCAAGGUGACUGUGCUGGAGUGGGAGUCCAAGGCUGGCAGAACAGCAGCUACGUGUACCACGGGCACGUGGACAGCGGCUGGUGGCGGAAGUCACAACGGUAUGAAAGGUGCUUGGCGACAAUGAAGCCUAGAUUUGUCCAAUACAUGCAAGGCCGCUGAAGGCUAUGCCAGUUAAGAGAGCAGGCAUUGCAUCAAUUGCGUCCUGGUUUUGGGGCGUCAUAGGUGGUUCAGCUGCAGGUGGGGGGAAGCCCCUGGAUAGGACACGGGUGUACGGCUGUAGAAGGUUUCAUAGUAAGACGGCUCUCUCUGUUGCGAUGGGCUAGUAGCUUAGGUUGUACUUCAGGGGCCCCAAAAUUAUUAGAGAUGCCUUUCCUUGUCUUCGGCGAAUUGGGAGUGCAGGAACAGCUGCGGGUGCGACACGAUGCGAUUCGGCUUUCGCCGUGUACGACACGCGGGCACGGUACGGUGUUGCCAGCCAUGAUGUAUAAUUUCCGGGAAACUCUUACCACAGAUCUGAUGUGACACAUACCUCACCGUUGAUAUAUUAACUAAUAUCUAGCUCGUGGCAGGCCUUGGGACAAGCGUCUGUAAUUCGCGCCAGCUGGAUUAACUUGAAUCUGUUAUAAGCUACGCUACCUUAAAACCAUAACUGUGCAUCCGUAUACUGUAUUCGACGCAUCUAGAUCUCCGGACCUUGCUGCUAGGACACGCUAAAAAUGUCAGCCGACACUGUUCAUGCGGACUACGCGUCGGUCUCCAAGCUGGCCAAGUACCCUUUCGAGCCAUACUGGCCAGAGAAGAAGCUCAAAAUUUGCGUGACCGGUGCGGGAGGAUUCAUUGCUAGCCAUUUGGCGAAGCGGCUUAAGUCAGAGGGCCACUAUAUCGUGGCCUGCGACUGGAAGCGCAACGAGCACUUCGUGGAGGAGGAAUUCUGCCACGAGUUCCAUCUGGCUGACCUGCGCGUGUACGACAACUGCAAGAAGGUGUGCCAGGGCUGCGAGCACGUGUUCAACCUGGCUGCGGACAUGGGACAUAGGUUUCAUCCAGUCCAACCAUUCCGUCAUCAUGUACAACAACACCAUGGUCUCCUUCAACAUGAUGGAGGCGGCGCGCAUCUGCGGCAUCAAGCGCUUCUUCUACGCCUCCUCCGCCUGCAUCUACCCCGAGUACAAGCAGCUGGACACCACCGUGGAGGGCGGCGGCCUGAAGGAGGCGGACGCAUGGCCCGCGCAGCCCCAAGACGCGUACGGCCUGGAGAAGCUGGUGACGGAGGAGCUAUGCAAGCACUACCAGAAGGACUUUGGCAUUGAGUGCCGCGUGGCGCGCUUCCACAACAUCUACGGGCCGCACGGGACGUGGAAGGGAGGCCGUGAGAAGGCGCCCGCCGCCUUCUGCCGCAAGGUGCUCACCUCGGCCACCGAGAUCGAGAUGUGGGGCGACGGCAAGCAGACGCGCAGCUUCACCUUCAUCGACGACUGCGUUGAGGGCAUCCUGCGCAUCACCAAGUCGGACUUCACGGAGCCGCUCAACCUGGGCUCCACCGAGAUGGUGUCCAUGAACGAGAUGAUGGAGCUGGCCAUGUCAAUGGAGGGCAAGCAGCUGCCCAUCAAGCACAUCCCCGGCCCCGAGGGCGUGCGCGGUCGCAACUCGGACAACAAGCUCAUCCUGGAGAAGCUGGGCUGGGAGCCUACCGUGACGCUGAAGGACGGGCUCAGGCUGACGUACUUCUGGAUCAAGGAGCAGUUGGAGAAGGAGAAGGAGCAGGGCGUGGACGCCAGCAAGUACAGCCACAGCACCAUUGUGCAGACCAGCGCGCCAGUGGAGCUGGGCUCGCUGCGGAAGGCGGACGGCGAGGAGGGCUUCUGAGGGCCGCCUGCUCUGCUGCAUGGCCGACGGCGAGGCAUGGCCGCCUGCACUGCUGCAUACGUAUCAGUUGGGUGUCGUGCGUGCGUACCAAGGGCGAGCGGAGCACAUCGACAAUGGGAACUGACAGUUGGGGCGUGCGUGCGUCUUGAUUGGUGCCGGUAUCGGUGGUGAAAGGAUGGGUGGGUGGGUAUGUCCUAUUCGAAAAGAGGUGCCUGGGAUAUUCGUGUGACUGUGCGUUGCUAGAGAGCGUGAUUCCG
Messenger RNA from Astrephomene gubernaculifera, 3131 nucleotides. The record is from the annotation of a GenBank genome assembly. Lineage: Eukaryota; Viridiplantae; Chlorophyta; Chlorophyceae; Chlamydomonadales; Astrephomenaceae.